Messenger RNA from Spinacia oleracea (spinach), 4693 nucleotides. RefSeq names its product probable myosin-binding protein 5. Gene Ontology annotation, molecular function: myosin binding. The transcript has 2 exons. The coding region runs from base 2690 to 4411 and encodes 573 amino acids. NCBI's taxonomy places the organism in Eukaryota, Viridiplantae, Streptophyta, Magnoliopsida, Caryophyllales, Amaranthaceae. The record is from RefSeq and is a predicted model, not a curated record.
UAGUAGGAUUUGGUCCAUAUCUACCCAUUGCCAUUCCUACCCUUUGCUCGAGCCUACAAACUAUCAAAGAUAAUAAUGAAUUCAUACUUCUCACCAAUUGUUGUCGUCGCUUUAUUGCUUGUGUUUUGUUGUAGACCUUUAUAGAUAUUGUGCCGCCACUUGACUACUACAAAUCGCGUCAUUUAUCGACGCUUUUUAGCCGUUUAUUCGACGAGAAUUAAUUCUCGACGCUGUAGUCGAGCGUCGAGAAUUAAUCGACGCUCUUUUGCGUCGAUAAUCUCGACGAAAUUAGGCGUCCACCUUCAUUUCUCUACCCUUUCCACUGUCGACAUUCUCGACCAAAUUUGUGGUCAAACAUAAUUUUGUCGACGCUUGUUUAUGACAAGAAUUUUCUUUGCGCGUUAUUAAAUUUUGCGGGAAUUUGAUAUUGACAUAUAGCAUCGAGAGUUAAGUUAUGUAAAAAGAAAAAAAACGUAAACAUUUUUCUUCGCUUCACAACCACAUUGAACUUACAAAAUUGUAAAAUUGUAUUAAAAGGUUAAAUAACUAAGGUAAACCCAACCAAACAUGGUCAGAACGUUGUAACUUAUUCAUAUAAUAUAACGUAUAAAGUACAAAAUUAUGAGGCUUACACGGAUUUGUUUAAAAUUGACAUGCUAACUAAUACCAGAUAUUGUAAAAACUAAUAUUCUGCUUAUUUUGUAAGCCUGACCGGUCACAAUAACCUCCAUGCGAAACGUGUUGCAAUAGUUUCCAUCUCCCUAUUGUGCAGCUAGGAUACCCGGGUCUUGAUUCACACAUCCACACGAUCAGGUACUUCACAUACAAGGAAGUACCUCCAUCUGAUACACUUCUGAAGUGGAUAGACAAACAGAACUUGUUGUCUCCAAGUUUAACGCCUGAAGUAAAAUAAUGCAAAGGUCCAGAAUGAGUAAAAUCCAAGGAAACAGUAACUACAAGAAAAUCAAAUGCCAUCAUAUGCUUAAUUUUCAUCGUCAAAUUCAAAUGUUAGUUCACAAAUAAAACACACAAGAGCAGACUAACGACAUCACCAAAAGUAGCAGAUAUGAGAAAAAAAUGUCACAAAGAAAAUCAAAUACAUGCAAUUAUACAUUAUACGAGUGCAUCAGUUGACAGAUUCAGGGCAAUGCAUUUUCCAAUAUAAUAACAAAAAAAUUGAUAAAAGGAGGACAAAGGAGUAAGACUUGGACAUUCCAGGAAACUAACCAAUACUGAAAAUAGUAUAUCAAAACAGAGCAUAAUUCAGCUCUCUAUAAAAGCAAAAGGAAGCAUAGGGCUAUGCUUAAAGUUAAAUCAGCGGCUUCUAGUAAUUCUAUGCAUAUCACAGACUAGAAAGAGAAGAACAAGGUGUAAGGAGGUGGAAUGCUCAAAAUAGCAGUCACUUAAUAUAAUUCAGUGGAGUUCUUCUAAAUCCUACAACUGGAGGAACAGUCUUAUAGAGCGGCUGAUAUGCCUGAAAUUUUGUACAGAGAGAGUAUUAUUUACAUUACCAGAACACGGGUAGUAAAUGCAGAACUCAUAGAUGUCAGAGUAUGACCUCACACUGCUCUUUACAUUACCAGAACACAGGUGUAAAUGCAUAACUCAUAGAUGUCAGAACAUUUGCUAGUAGAGUAUUACUUCCUCCAUUCUUUAUUAAAUGACACAAUUUUUUUGUCACGUUUGCCAAUGCAAUAUUUCAACCAUUAAUACAUUUUAUUAUCAAUGGUUAAAAAUUAUAAAAAUUUGAUAUUAUAAAACUAUAGGAUGAGACGAUUAUAACAAGACCCCACAUGACUAUAUUUUUUGUUAAGUAUAAAUCACAAUUGAUGGUCAAAGUAUAUUAUAUGAAUAGUGCUAAAACUACAAUUGUGUCAUUUAAAAAAGAAUGGAGGAAGUAUUUUGGACGGAGGGAGUACUAUUUUUGAAAUUAAAAAAAAAAAAAAAAAAUCCAGAAAUACUGAGUAUAAGUGAAGAAAAUUACCAGAACAUAGGUAGUAACUAUUCGACUCAUCAAUUUAACUAUUUGUCUUUAUACCUUAACUAUUUUGUUAUUCAAUUAGUUAUGAUUUUAUAACUUUUAGUUAUGUUUCACACUAGUUUAAUUAGUAUCACAAAAGUGGUCUAACCGUUAGACGGUCUUACACAAAAGUUUUGAUACAGUAUUUACUUUCACCUUGAAAUAAGUGGCAAACUACACGAUUGAGCGUCAUCUUAGGCGUAUUGUCCGCCAAAACCUUCAUUUUUCCAGCAAAGCUAAAGGGAUUAAUUCCCAAUUAUAGUAAACAAUAACAUCAUUACCCUAAAUGAUAAACAAAACUAUCCUUACCACCUUAAAAAUUCCCCUUGCCAGAAAACAAGCAAAAUUAUUAAUUUUUUUUUUUUUUACAAAAAACAAUUCAAAUUGAUGAAAAAUUAGCCACUCCCUCAUAACAGAUCUCGAAUUUUUAUUUUUUCUCUUUUACCAAGAACAUUAUCUAAUUGUCAUAAAUUUCCAUUUACAUCCCAUUACAAUUUCAAAUAAUUAUAAGAACAAAAAGUUCCAAAAUUGAAGAAAUUUGUGAAUUUGUUUUACAAAAUUACAAGGCGAUAAAUGGUGUAGACGGGAUUGGAUCUGAGGUGUUGGGUACGGCCCCUCAAGUAAGUUGUGAUCUUGAAUCUCCUAUAUAUGCCUAAAAGAUAAAAGAACAUGUCUUAUUCAGGGCGUUCUGUAAGGAAUUUUGUGGAACAAGAGCUAGGACCUUUACCACAUUUUGUACUUUACGCAAUCCUGGAAUGGACCCUAAUAGGAUUGCUCUUCCUUGAUGGUUUCCUAUCAUUUGUAUCAACUGAAUUCGCAGAUUUCUUCGACUUGCAAUCCCCAUGUGUGUUGUGUACCAGGAUUGAUCAUAUCCUAGCACGUAACAAACCGCGUUAUUGUUGCAAUCAAACCAUUUGUGACGGUCACAAGAAGGAUUUAUCCUCCCUUGCAUAUUGUCAUGUUCAUAGGAAACUCUCUGAUAUCAGAACAAUGUGUAAGGGAUGCCUCCUUUCCUUUGCUUCUACUGAUAACAAUAAUAAUAAUAAUAACAAUAAAUCUGAAUGUUCGUCGUUGGAAUUGUUGUUUGAUGAUGAGAUGAAGGCUAGGGUUCGGUUGCAACCUCAAUGGAUGGAUGAUACCGCGAAUGGAGGAGGAGGAGGAGGAGGAGGGAAGUUGAUGUAUUGCUCAUGUUGUGGGGAGGCUAUGAAGGUUAAGUAUCAUAAUAAUAAUAUUACUAGUAAUUCUGGGAUUCUUAGUAGGGUUCCUAGUAGGCUUUCUCAGGCUCAGACUCAGGCUCAGGCUCCUGCUCCUUCCCCUCGAUCUCCUUUUGGUACGUGGAGGGCAGAUGAUGUUCGGACCACCUUGGAGUUGUCCCACAUUCGUUGUCAGGAGCUUAAGUCGUCUGAAACUACCAUUCGCGGUGAGGAGGAUGCAUGCAAUGUUGUCAUCCCAACAGCCGGCAAGGAAGAAACCAAACUCACAACAACAACAACAACAACAACAACAGAUUUCGACGAUUUCAUGGAAGAAUUUGGCAGUAGUAAAUCAUUUGGCAGGAAUUCAUCAUUUGGUGGGAACACAUCAUUUGGCAGAAACACAUCAUUUGGCACAAGUACAUCAUUUGGCAGGAACCCGUCUUUUGGGCGGAAUACAUCCUUUGGUCGCGGUAUUAGUAGUAGUAGUAGUAACAGGUUUCUCGGCAUUAAUACUGAUUCAACAGCCGCAAGCCCAAGGCUAACCAACAGGGUUCCAAGGAAAUCACUCCUGGAGAAAGUCGAGCUAGGGUCAGACCCUGUCGAGACAAUCAUAGGAAAUGAGACGGACAUUGAAGUUAUCAUGACCCGUUUGAAGAAUCAAAUCCGUUUAGAUAGGAAAUCACUUGUAGCUCUUUACAUGGAGUUAGAUGAAGAGAGAAGUGCUUCUGCAGUUGCAGCUAACAAUGCAAUGGCUAUGAUCACGCGUUUACAGGCAGAAAAGGCGUCUGUUCAAAUGGAGGCGUUGCAGUAUCAGAGGAUGAUGGAGGAACAAGCUGAGUAUGAUAAAGAAGAUAUUCAGAUGUUGAAGGAUUUUCUGAACAAGAAAGAGGAUGAGAUUAGAGAUUUAGAGGCAGAGUUAGAUCUUUAUCGAGAUAGAUGUGGUUUCCCUGAUGUUAACCGUGCUGAUGCUUUGGAAAAAUCUUUGUCAUAUUCUUCUAUUUCUGAGCAUGGAAGCCCGUUGUUUAGCAUUGGUGGUUCCUUUUAUGAAGAAGGUGAGAAUAGUGGACGGAAAACUGAUGAUUAUGAGGUUGGCGAUGAAUCAUCACAUGAAGAAGAUGAUGAAGAAGAAGGUGAGAAUAUUGAUGGUGAACGCGAUCAACACUUAGAUGAUGAUGAUGAUAAUAACAGAUCAUAAAAUUUAAAAAAAAUACAGAGAAAGACAGUUAAGAAUCUUCAAAAACUUCAGAAAAUGGACUACCACAGCGAUAAUAUAUGGCACGGACUCAAGAAGGAAAGAUGAUGAUAAUACAGAAAGUCGGCCAUAGAUCGAAAGCAUAACAAAAAAACCUUAGAUUAAAUGCUGACAAGAAUGUCGUGUUUUAUGUGAAUUGAACAUGUAGAAUGUAGUAGUCAUAAAACUGAUAAAGUGAUGCAGAUGAUGAUUUUCUUUAACUGCAGCUAGCAGAUGUUGGGCAAA